ACUCCAAUUCGGUCACAUAAACAUGAGGAUACCGUCACCUUAGGGCGCAGCGCAGUAACUUUGUGUAACUCUUUCUACUGUACCCACGAGAGUCAACUAGUCACCUCACCCGUGCCAGUCGGACCUGUAUGGCCCCAUCGAUCGCCAUGUCAGCUUUGACCGCUGGUUUGAAAACUGAAGAACUCCCUCCCCGCUCGGUUCUCGGCAGCAGAGGCGAGAUGCAGACCAGUCUGAGCCCCGCAGAGGAGACCGUGAAGCCCAAAGUUGCUAUUUUGCCUUUUAGCGUCGAGGCACUGAUGGCUGAUAGGAAACCCAGCAGAGAGGUGGCAUCCCCAGAUGCCCCGUCCGUUCCCGGGACGUCCCAUGCGCUGGGAAAGGGCGUAAGGAUGGGCUCUUUCGGUAGUCUGGAUACUUCAGUUCCUGCUUUACCCAUGAGCUCCUCGUUUUCAGUGGGCGACAUCAUGAACAUGCCAGAAGACGUACUGAUUAAACCCGAGAGCCCCGACAGUAAUGAGAGGACUUCAUGGCUACAGAGUCCUCGUUUUUCUCCCACACCUCCACGAAGGUUGAGUCCUCCUGCGUGUCCCCUGCGAAAACACAAGACGAACAGAAAGCCCCGGACCCCCUUCACGACGUCCCAGCUGCUGGCCCUGGAGAGGAAGUUCCGCCAGAAGCAGUACCUUUCCAUCGCCGAGCGGGCAGAGUUCUCCAGUUCCCUCAACUUGACGGAGACCCAGGUCAAAAUCUGGUUUCAGAACAGGAGAGCGAAAGCAAAGCGGCUGCAGGAGGCAGAACUUGAAAAACUGAAAAUGGCAGCUAAACCUAUGCUGCCUCCAGCUUUCGGGAUUUCAUUUCCUCUCGGUGCGCACGUGCCCGCGUCCUAUGGGUCUCACCCGUUCCAGAGGCACUCUCUGCCGGUUUCCCCAGUGGGACUGUACGCCGCUCACGUCGGAUACAGUAUGUACCACCUCGCUUGACAGGGACGGAGGACGGAGGACGAGGGGCACGUGCAGUGGGACACAAGGGGUUAAGACUACUUUCUGAGGGGCCCGAGCGAGAGGGGCCCUUCGGACAGGUGUGCUGACACAAAAUAAAGAGGCAUCCCAGCGGUGAGCUCAGUGUCACAUCCUGUCAGGGGGCCAAAGCCUUCACACAGACCCCCUUCUGAGGACCUUGAAGUUUAUCCACUUCUCCUGACCUUGCCAGUAAGUUCAAACACUGCAAACAAAAUAAUCCAACUUUAUUAGUCAUUUAAUCUUGAGUCUCACAUCGGUUUUUGUCAGUGGACAAUGCCAAUCAAGAACGAAUUGAUGGAAAUCUUAUUUCAGAAAAUAAUCUGAGUGUGAGACUAAAUUACUCUAAAAUGGACAUUUUGGUGCAGAGGUGGAAAACAAUUUAGUAACUGUAGGCCGGUGAUAUAUCACGAAUGGACGGUCAAGUAUGGACGCUAUGCUGUGUGCCACAGUGUGUCAAAGAUAGCCCACUGCUCUACUUUCACCAGCAGGUAAAAGGGCUAUUAAACCAACUUCUAUGAGUAAGUCAGAGACUAUUGCGCACCUUCACAUUUUGCACCAACCAAUUUAUGUUGGGCAUCAUAUAGCAUUAGUGGGCUGCUGUCACACUGCAAAAAACUAUUUUUUUUUUUGCAUUCGUAUCAAUGCGUAACUAUAGUGGGUUACUGAAUCCGGUGUCAAUGAAUGCUCUUUGGGAAUUUGGAGAACCACAGCAUUUGUUUUUAUAACAGCACUGUCUGUUGUUGGAAUGAUUCCCUUCGGAAGGGAUAUGUGUACUGUAAAAUAAUGUAUAUUUGAAGAAUAUUCUCAUUUAUAUUAUGAAUAUAUUUGUGACAUAACUUAACAAUAAAUUGUUUAUUCUUUUUCAUUAA
Sander lucioperca (pikeperch) is the source of this 1885-nucleotide messenger RNA. It is a transcript of the gene msx1a, whose product is annotated as muscle segment homeobox 1a. The transcript has 2 exons. Bases 129 to 977 code for a protein of 282 amino acids. Gene Ontology annotation, cellular component: nucleus. Gene Ontology annotation, biological process: regulation of transcription by RNA polymerase II; embryonic morphogenesis. The record is from RefSeq and is a predicted model, not a curated record. Gene Ontology annotation, molecular function: RNA polymerase II transcription regulatory region sequence-specific DNA binding; DNA-binding transcription factor activity, RNA polymerase II-specific. NCBI's taxonomy places the organism in Eukaryota, Metazoa, Chordata, Actinopteri, Perciformes, Percidae.